GUCGGGGGCGGGGGUUGCGCAGCGCCUAUUGCUGUCGUCCUAACCGUCACCGCCGGCGCCUCUUCCUGGAUUCAUUCAUUCGAUUUUUUUCAUUCACGAAGGUAGUGAGGUCUGGUUGAAAGCCAUGGAGAGCGUUUUGCCUGCCACCGGUUUCCUGUACUGGGUGGGCGCGGGCACCGUGGCCUACCUGGCCCUGCGUAUCUCGUGCUUGCUCUUCACGGCCGUUCGGGUCUGGGGUUUGGGUAACGAGUCGGGGGUCGGACCGAGGCUCGGUGAAUGGGCAGUUGUCACAGGUAGUACUGAUGGAAUUGGAAAAUCAUAUGCAGAAGAAUUAGCAAAGCGUGGAAUGAAAAUUGUCCUUCUCAGCAGAUCACAGGACAAACUGAACCAAGUUUCCAGUGAGAUAAGAGAAAAAUUCAAAGUGGAAACAAAGACCAUUGCUGUUGACUUUACAUUAGAAGAUAUUUAUGACAAAAUUAAAACAAGCUUGGCAGGUCUUGAGAUUGGUGUUUUAGUGAAUAAUGUGGGAAUGUCAUAUGAGUAUCCGGAAUACUUUUUGGAUGUUCCUGACUUGGACAAUACCAUCCAGAAACUGAUCAAUGUUAAUGUCCUUUCUGUUUGCAAGAUGACACGGCUGGUCCUGCCUCGCAUGGUAGAAAGAUCCAAAGGGGUAAUUCUGAACAUCUCCUCUGCCACUGGCAUGUACCCAGUUCCACUGUUGACCAUCUACUCUGCAACCAAGGCUUUUGUAGAUUUCUUCUCUCAGUGCCUCCAUGAGGAAUAUAAGAGCAAGGGCAUCUUUGUGCAGAGUGUCCUCCCCUACUAUGUCGCAACCAAACUGGCUAAAAUUCGAAAGCCAACUUUGGACAAGCCCUCUUCGGAGACGUUUGUGAAGUCUGCCAUUAAAACCAUCGGCAUGCAGCCCCGGACCAAUGGAUACUUCAUCCAUUCUCUUAUGGCCUCAGUAGUCUCAAUCCUGCCUUCCUGGUUGUACUUUAAAGUGACCAUGAAUGUGAACAAAUCUAUCCGGGCUCACUAUUUGAAGAAAAUGAAGAAGAACUGAGCACUGGUAACAGCUUUGAGUAACUCAGCAGAUGCACCAGCCUAGGCGUGUUUGCUGCAAGGCACCCACCAUUUCCAAAUCUUUUGUCAUGCUUAUUAACAGUUACUGAUAAAGCUAAGAGUUGUCAUAAUUAGGAGGAAAGCAGAGGUUGCUUUCAGGAGUUCCUGGCAUAUAUUCUGGAUGCUACCAGGAGUUAUUUUGAAGUUUAACAUAAAUGCUCAUAUCAAAUGGAUAUAGAACUAACAUUAGCAAGAACUGCUUACUAUUAAUAGAAGGAACAUAAUUAUAGCAAAUCAGUGAAUGAUAGAGUCAGACAUAAGGUUAAACAGUUUCAUCUGGUCCAAAAUGCCAGUGAUGAUUAUUCUUGUAUUUGCACAGAAAUGUACUUUUAAAAAGUAAUGGCCAGCUACUCUUUUUUUUUUUUGGCUUUGUUUUUAACUCUUUAAGGGAGUGGGGAUUCAUUGACAUGGAAAGACACACUGCAAUCUGCAGAGCACUCUGUAAGCUUUCCUAAAAGCGUGUUUUCACGUUUAUGUAGAACUUUCCUUUCGCAGGGGUAGCUAGUGACGUAAAAAUAAUGGGGUUAUUUUUGACACAUGAUGCCUACUGAAAUACGCUUUCCUCUAAUACAGAUGUCUUCUAGGUUUAAAUGUAUGUAAACACUGAACGCUCUGCGGUAUGAUUUAUGAAAGUAAACAGGCCGAAAUGCACGCUGAGGGGCAGCCCUUCCAGUGCCGCUAAAACCCUGGCCCAGGAAGGCGGCCUUCUUGGACCGCAGGUUCUUCAUUUCUGCCCCGCACCGAUACUGCUCACAUGGGUGACACCGGACCUCUCCUAGGACAGUGAUGAUAUUAGGGAAGUGGUGUUACACUCUUAAAUAGGUACCCUAUAGGUACUGAUACAAUUAGUUUUAAUAAAAGAUGAUAUAACCAUGA
This is a messenger RNA of Cervus elaphus (red deer), 1998 nucleotides long. It is a transcript of the gene HSD17B12, whose product is annotated as hydroxysteroid 17-beta dehydrogenase 12. The coding region runs from base 125 to 1063 and encodes 312 amino acids. NCBI's taxonomy places the organism in Eukaryota, Metazoa, Chordata, Mammalia, Artiodactyla, Cervidae. The record is from RefSeq and is a predicted model, not a curated record. Gene Ontology annotation, cellular component: endoplasmic reticulum. Gene Ontology annotation, molecular function: oxidoreductase activity. The transcript is spliced from 11 exons.